Molecule: messenger RNA, 2063 nt
Organism: Mizuhopecten yessoensis (Yesso scallop)
Lineage: Eukaryota; Metazoa; Mollusca; Bivalvia; Pectinida; Pectinidae
Product: retinoblastoma-binding protein 5-like
Exons: 16
Coding region: 56-1555 (499 amino acids)
Cellular component (GO): Set1C/COMPASS complex
Molecular function (GO): protein binding
Source: RefSeq, a predicted model, not a curated record
UAGUUUCAUUAAUGACUUCCGCUUCGAUCUGCAGUCGGUCGCUGGCGCCAGAACCAUGAAUUUAGAGCUUCUUGAAUCAUUUGGACAGAAUUAUCCUGAGGACUUUGAUGGCACAUUGGACUGUGUGAGCAUUGCCAUCACAUGUGCCUUCAACAGACAAGGGACACUACUGUCUGUUGGGUGUAACGAUGGCAGGAUCGUCAUCUGGGACUUCUUGACAAGAGGAAUUGCUAAAAUUAUUAAUGCCCAUGUCCACCCUGUGUGUUCUCUAAGUUGGAGUCGGAAUGGACAUAAGUUGCUUAGUGCUGCCACAGAUAACACAGUAUCAGUGUGGGACGUGAUGGCUGGGGAGUGUGACAAGACCUUCCGAUUCCCAUCUCCUAUACUCAAAGUCCAGUUCCACCCCAGAAUCAGUAAGCGGUUCCUGGUUUGUCCGAUGAAACAUCCUGCUGUGAUGAUGUCUAUUGACGGUACACAUACCACCAUACAGAUGGACGAUGAUUCAGAUCUGAACAUCGUAGCAGCUUUUGAUAGACGAGGUAAACAUAUCUACACAGGCAACGCCAAAGGACGGGUGCUUGUUUUUCCAAUCAAAGACCUUACCAAGUUGGUGGCUUCAUUCCGUGUUACAACAGGGACGUUAAACACAACAGCUAUCAAAUCUAUUGAGUUUGCUCGACGAGGAGAAUGUUUCCUAGUCAACUCUGCUGACCGGAUCAUUCGUGUGUAUGAGAGCCGGGAGGUUAUGACCUGUGGGAAAGAUGGUGAACCAGAACCGAUACAGAAACUUCAAGAUCUCGUAAACAAAACCCUGUGGAAGAAAUGCUGUUUCUCGGGUGAUGGUGAAUACAUUGUAGCUGGAUCGGCCCGUCAGCACUCCUUGUACAUAUGGGAGAAGAGUAUCGGUAAUCUGGUGAAAAUUCUCCACGGCACUAAAGGCGAGCUGCUCCUCGACGUAGUGUGGCACCCUGUACGACCCAUCAUAGCCUCCAUAUCAAGUGGCCUGGUGUCGAUCUGGGCACAGAAUCAAGUGGAAAAUUGGAGUGCGUUUGCACCAGACUUCAAGGAACUUGACGAGAAUGUUGAGUAUGAGGAGAGAGAAUCAGAAUUUGAUAUUGAAGAUGAAGAUAAGGAAAAGGAAGAAGCUAAAGGGCCCGACGAGGAGGACAUUGAAGUAGACGUCACCACAAUAGAACCCAUACAGGCGUUUGUUAGCAGUGACGAGGAAGAUGAGGAUACAGAAGCUUUACUGUUCCUGCCCGUAUCACCAGAACUGGACGAGCCCGAAGCUCUCGGAGAGGGGGUCCUGGAUGAACCUCCACCUCUGGAGAAGAAGCGCCCCACUCCAACUUCAGAUCACACACCGUCACCAAAGAAAAAGAAAACUAAAUCUGUAGACGUUGAUCUACCUAAUGCUCCCUCAGAUGAAAUACAUCCCUUGCUGAAUGUCAAAAAGCCAAAUGAAAAGAACGCAGGAAAGAAAUCUCGUCCUAAGCAGAGACCCCCUAAAGAAAAGUCGAAACACAAGGAAAAGUUAAAGGACGAUUUUUACUGAGUGUGAAGAGCAAAAUUGUGCGAAGAGAAUCUGUAGAUACGCGGCAGCUGUCAUAACAUAUCUGACGUGGAUACAGCAGGCUGCUGUGACAUAUCUGACAGAUACAGCAGGCAGCUGUAACUAAUAUGACACUGAUACAGCAGGCUGCUGUUACAUAUCUGACAGAUACAGCAGGCCGCAGUAACAUAUCCGACGCAGGAUACAGCCGUCUGGUUCUGUAAACCUGUCAGAAGAGUUCUGGAGUAUAGAAUAUCAAACCAAUGUCAGACCUGUAAAUAAAGACAGUCAUACUAAACCAGUCGUCUCAAAGUGGAUGGAAAUAUUUUCGCGAUCCAUAUCAACUGACAUUUUAUGAUGCAUGUACUAUUUAAUAUGAAUCAUGCUUAAGUGUCACGUCUGUGUAAAUAUUUCUAACAACAUUCAUGUUUAUACCUGUACUGACGCUGAUGUAAAUAUCUGUACAUACAACUUAUGUAACAUACAAACCUAAUAAAUAUUGUACAGAAAA